Pisolithus orientalis is the source of this 847-nucleotide messenger RNA. RefSeq names its product permease for cytosine/purines, uracil, thiamine, allantoin-domain-containing protein. The record is from RefSeq and is a predicted model, not a curated record. The transcript is spliced from 4 exons. Gene Ontology annotation, molecular function: nucleobase transmembrane transporter activity. Gene Ontology annotation, cellular component: plasma membrane. The coding region runs from base 124 to 621 and encodes 165 amino acids. Lineage: Eukaryota; Fungi; Basidiomycota; Agaricomycetes; Boletales; Pisolithaceae. Gene Ontology annotation, biological process: nucleobase transport; transmembrane transport.
CCCAGUGUGAAUGAUAUAGCUAAUUCAAUGCCAGCCUCUUCGGAGAUAAACACUCGGGACUUUAUGUGUUUCUUCCUGUUCUGAUUCAUAUUGCUUCCUUUGAUAUGGUUCCCUGUUCACAAAAUGUCCGUGAGGGAGUUACUUUUUGCGAAGGGCUUACAUUUUAUCGAUGCGACGUCAGCCGUUAUUUUUUUCGUCGUGAAAAUGAUCGUUAUCCCCGUUGCUGCGACAAUAGUAUUCUUGGUGUGGUGCACCGUGAAGGCAAGAAGCAUCGGUCUGGUAGUGUACCAGCCUUCGAGCAUUCACGGGUCCAGUUUGGCCUGGGCAAUGGUCGUGAGCCUGAUGGCCUGCAUCAGUAACUCGGCCACACUCGUCACGAAUGCCCUAGAUUUUGCAUCCAGAGCAAGAACACCUAGUGCCGCAUUGUAUCCACAGCUUUUUGCUAUUCCUUUGACUUGUUCUAUCGUGUGUUUGAUGGGUAUUUUAGUUAGUUACUCUUCACAGGUGAUAUCCGGAGAAGCCAUUUGGUUGCCUAUCGAUUUGUUGGGAAGGUUUUUAGACGACAAUCCAUCUCGUGUGGCCCGGCCCGGGGUUCAUAGAAUAACUAUUUGCCCGACGUAGGUGUUAUCCUGACUACCCCCGAACGUCUAGGUUUGGUUAAUCUCCGCCUCUUUCAAUAUCGUACGAGUGCGACGAACAUUUCAGCUAACUCUGCAUCAGCUGGAUGCGAUCUGACCGCAUUGUUCCCUCGUUUCAUUGUGUGCCCACCUACUCUUCACGGUCCUCCCUUAAGACACCGUACAUAAUCUGAUGCGCCCUGCCUUUCGGAACAGAGUAUCCGACAAGG